This is a messenger RNA of Megalops cyprinoides (Indo-Pacific tarpon), 2684 nucleotides long. RefSeq names its product serum/glucocorticoid regulated kinase 2a (gene sgk2a). Gene Ontology annotation, molecular function: protein serine/threonine kinase activity; ATP binding. The transcript is spliced from 14 exons. Lineage: Eukaryota; Metazoa; Chordata; Actinopteri; Elopiformes; Megalopidae. Gene Ontology annotation, biological process: protein phosphorylation. The record is from RefSeq and is a predicted model, not a curated record. The coding region runs from base 223 to 1332 and encodes 369 amino acids.
UUGCAAAGAACUUAGUAUUAAUGAUGCGGAACAAUAACAUGUGAUGGGACUGUAACUGUAUUAAUAACAUAACUGGAUCUCGUUUCAGUGCGAGUUGGAAAACAGCAUUCUGCGUGUAUUGAUCAGAUAAUCAAAACAGAGUCCAUAAAGAAAGGAACCUUCACAGAGUUUUUACUGAAGUCAAAGGGACCAUAAUGCAAAGGCACUGAAGCACUUUCUCUUAUGAGCGUGGAACAGAGCAGAAACAUGGAUCAUUGUAAUCAACUUCGAUCGUCCUCCUCUAGCGAUGUCAACCUUGGUCCCUCAGACAACCCUCAUGCCAGGCCAACAGAUUUUGAUUUCCUAGCUGUGAUUGGAAAAGGAACCUUUGGGAAGGUGCUUCUUGCAAAAAGGAAAUGUGAUGGCACAUUCUAUGCUGUGAAAGUUUUGCAGAAAAAGAUCAUACUGAAGAAAAAAGAGCAAAAAAAUAUCAUGGCAGAGAGGAAUGUGUUGCUCAAGAGCUUGAAGCACCCCUUCCUGGUGGGGCUCCACUACUCUUUCCAGACCCCAGAGAAGCUCUACUUUGUCCUUGACUAUGUCAAUGGAGGAGAGUUGUUCUUCCACCUGCAAAGGGAGCGCUGUUUCCCAGAGCCACGUGCCCGCUUCUACACUGCUGAGGUCGCCAGUGCCAUUGGUUAUCUACACUCCCUUAACAUUGUUUACAGAGAUCUGAAACCUGAGAACAUCCUUUUAGAUUCAGUGGGCCACGUGGUGCUGACUGACUUCGGGCUAUGUAAGGAAGGGAUAGAGCCAGAAUCCACCACCUCAACUUUCUGUGGGACACCAGAGUACUUGGCUCCAGAGGUGCUGAAAAAGCAGCCAUAUGAUCGCACUGUAGACUGGUGGUGCUUGGGAGUCGUGCUCUAUGAGAUGCUGUAUGGACUGCCACCCUUCUACAGCCGGGAUGUGUCUGAGAUGUAUGACAGUAUCCUGCACAAACCCCUUAGCCUGCCCGGGGGCAAAAGCCCAGCAGCCUGUGAGCUGCUGAGGGGGCUGCUGCAGAAAGACCCCCACCGCCGCCUCGGAGCCAUUGCUGACUUUCUGGAGGUUAAAAACCAACCUUUUUUUUCUUCCAUAAACUGGGAUGACUUGUACCACAAAAGAAUCACCCCUCCAUAUAACCCCAAUGUGAAAGGCCCGGCGGACACACAGAACAUUGAUCCAGAGUUCACCAGGGAGGUGGUUUCCAGUUCUGUGGGAUGCACACCAGAGCUCACCUCCAGCCUUGCUGCCAGCAGCUCCAAUGCCUUCAUGGGCUUCUCCUAUGUCCAAAGCGAUGACAACUUCCUCUAGAAUCACCUAGCAGUCACAAGCCACUUGCUUCAGGUCCAUCCUUGUUCAUGGACAGACUGGACAGGAGGCCACACUGGCCCUGUUUCUCAAGAUGGAGUGAAAACAUCAUGGUGGUGGAUCUAGCUUUUCAACACUCUUCUACAUUUGCCAACUUGUAAAAAGCAAAUUGAGCAUCACAAUUUGUUUAAAUUUUCCCACUUCUCUCAUUAUGGUUUUGUUCAACAUGAGGUACAUCUUAUCCUAUGAAUGUUGGAAUAAUAACAACAAUAAUUAUGAAUUAUGAAUAUUUGAAUUCUGUGAAUAUUGUUUGAAAUAUAAGGGAUAUUGAAACAUGUAAGAAACAUUGAAACAGUGUAUGGAUAUUUUUGUUUAGCCUGAUGUCUAAGCAUUUAGCUGACAUGUUUCUCCUUAAUGAGAUACCACUGGUUUCCUAUUUUCACUGAAUGCUAUUUUCUGCUUUCCUCAGCACCUUAUGGCAUGAUAAGCCAGUGAAUGUUGUAAAGCUGCUACAUGCAGGAAAUGACCCCGGGAAAAUGGAAUGUUCUGUAUACCUAAUAGAUGCCUGUGAAUUAUGAGUAUGGGGUCAGAAAUUUAUGGCUUUGAAAAUGCAAGUGAGCCACACCUCAGAAAUGUAAAUGUACAAAGGUAUAGAGGGAGUUAAGAGGAAAUUGAGUGUGAGAAAGAUGUCCACAUCUCUGGAACAUUCCUGGUUAUAAGUAGCACUGACCUCUUUUUAACACCAGAGUGUAAACACUAUACAGUUGUGAAAGCUUGAUCAGUAUAUUACCAUUUCCUUUUAGCACUUACUGUACUGAUUGUAUGGAGGACUUACCUGGCAUCGAUCUGGUUAAAACUGCCUGGGUUGAUGAUCUUUUGUACAUAAAUUAGCUGAUUACUUUAAAAAAAUGAUUCAUGCAAGACUUUUAAGAUACUGAGUUAUAUUUUCUUUAACUAUGUGUUACAUGCACACAUAUGGUAAAAGCAAUUCCAAGAGUAUUGCAAGUGCAUGUGUUUGAGACUAUAAGCAUAUGUAAAGAAGAUUGUAAGGUAGCCACCACUCAUUGGGUUGUGUAUAUCAGUGCUCACAAUAGAACAUGCAUUAAUAGUUAAUCAUUGCAAAAAAUUAUUGACUUCCUCUUUAUAGCCAGUCUCCAAGGACACAACCAUGCAGGAGUGAAUUUCAGAAAGUUCAAGCUUAUGUAUGUAUGCUGGGCACAUGUAAAUAUGCAUCCUAGUAUGCAAUAUGUUUAAUGAAACCAUUCUGUAUUUUAACAAAGAAAAAAUAAAUAGUAAUCAUGCAGUUAUUGAGUUGAAGCUACUGCUAUGAACCCAGUCUUUUGUCUGAGACAAGA